GAAGUCUAUUGAAACAGCGGCAUGACAGAUGGCGCCACAGAUUGUGGACGUAAAACAACAUCGCUCUUAUCGCGACAAAAUCCCAUAUCAAACAACGCUAAAAAAUAAUAUCUGAGGAAACCUACAAAGAAAAGUCAAGCGAUUGUGUACGACGCGGAUGACGAAAAGAUGGAUGUGUAAAACGAGCCCUUGUGUGGGUUUUAAACUUUGUGUGAGCAAAAUAAUCUAUAUGCCCAAAUUUUUAUAAAUCAUAAAUAAUGGAGUUCAUCAUAUGUAUCAGAAGAUUGUUAAGUGGAAAGGUUCAUAAUUUACAGUUUUAGAAGAUGCAACUUUCGAAAGAUGCAACUUUCGAAAGAUGUACGAAAGGGACGCUUGUUUUGGUCUUCUUUCUCCAUAUUUUUGAUCGAGUGGAUUAUUAUUGUUUUGACCUAAAAUCUUGUGACCUAUUUGGGAUUUGGUAUGUAUAAUUUCAGUUAAUGGAAACUAGAGAGUGGUGGAACUAUUUCUACUAUAUCAUUUACUUCAUUUAUUUGAAAUUACAAUGAUAUUGGUGGAAGAAGAGAGGAGGCUGAACAAAUAAACACCAUGCCAUUCCUAUGCGAAUCAACGCUUGGAUCGCCGAUUGUGUCUGAGCGGUUCUCCAAUAGAAUUAACAGGUCUUGCAGAGAUGAAUAUGAUGCCCAUUUGUGAAUGGUUGGGUUUGGACAUUUCUCACAGUACUAUAGGCCUACAAAGUCUGCAAGUGGACUACUUCAGCUAUGUUCUUCACAGUAAGGAUAAUAAAGAUAUGGUACAAUAUGGUAUUGGUUAUGUAAUACACAUUCUAACUGGUGUAGAGACUUCAGUAGAAUUAAAGUUUUACAUAGAUUUAGUUUCAGUUUUAUUUGUGACAAUGGAUAUUCUUUGCUGUGACAUACUGUCUUUAAUUUUGCUUCUAAAUCUCCCCCUGUGUGCAAGGAAUGUAGCGCGCAGGAUCAAACGCAGGUCAGCAAGAUUGCAAGACCACCACGUUAUCACUGCACUGCACAGCACACAGCAAUGCCAUAGAAAGCCACUGGCAACAUACGGAUGCAUCUCUGGCUUUCUAGUUUCUCGAAAUUCAGCCGUAAAAGGAGGGAGAUUCCGUUUAAUUCGGUGUAUAUAUCCGGCUUUGCUGUACCUUCGUCCCGGGCUUUCAUCGUCUCAGGUACGUAGAUAAAAUGAAUUCGUGCGUAAAUUGUACUAUUCAAGAAAUAAAGGGAAAAAAACUCCAUACACUGGAUUUCAAACGGGAGUAUGGAACCCACCGGCUUUUGUCUAUCUUUUAAUAACAUCUAUCGCAUAACAUAUACCUCUUAAAAGUUUUUUCCUUUUGUGUGCUGUGCAAUAUUCACGGUGUUCUGUGACAUCUGGUUCGUAGGCCUGUGAUUGCAUAUAUAUUUUUCCCUAUUUAUAUGUGCGUGUGUGUAUGACG
This is a messenger RNA of Penaeus vannamei (Pacific white shrimp), 1453 nucleotides long. RefSeq lists its product as uncharacterized. The record is from RefSeq and is a predicted model, not a curated record. NCBI's taxonomy places the organism in Eukaryota, Metazoa, Arthropoda, Malacostraca, Decapoda, Penaeidae.